Caenorhabditis remanei is the source of this 234-nucleotide messenger RNA. RefSeq lists its product as uncharacterized. The record is from RefSeq and is a predicted model, not a curated record. NCBI's taxonomy places the organism in Eukaryota, Metazoa, Nematoda, Chromadorea, Rhabditida, Rhabditidae. The transcript has 2 exons. The coding region runs from base 1 to 234 and encodes 77 amino acids.
AUGACUACUCUGUAUGAAAAGCUCAAUUUGCCGUUCGGGAUCGGUUAUACCUGGAUUGGUGCAAUGAUAAUCCUAUUCGUCCGGUACGUUAUCAAUCGUGCACUCAGGAGACGUGGCCAGGAGUUCAUGAGAUAUACGGCGAUGUUGGACAGAGCGAUGAAUCCAAACGGUGUUAAUAAGAAGGGUGCUCAGUACGUCUACACGGAUGAUGAUACAAGCAGUGAUUCUGAUUGA